AUGAUUCCAACAAAUGUCUCCCACGUGACCACAUUCAUUCUCAUCGGAGUCUCAGAGUGUCCAGAGCUUCAAGUUCCCCUCUUCUUCAUCUUCUUAGCAAUCUAUGGAGUGACGGUGACCGGAAAUGUGGGAAUCAUCACACUUAGUACUAUAGAUUCUCGACUUCAAACUCCCAUGUACUUUUUCCUGAGACACUUGGCUCUCAUCAAUCUUGGCAAUUCCACUGUCAUUGCUCCCCAGAUGCUGGUCAAUUUCUUGGUAGAGAAGAAAACCAUUUCCUAUUAUGGGUGUGCAACUCAACUGGGAGGCUUCUUAGUCUUCAUUGUUGCUGAGAUUUUCAUGUUGGCUGCCAUGGCCUAUGACCGCUAUGUGGCUAUUUGCAAUCCCUUGUUAUACAUGGUUGUGGUAUCACAGAAGGUUUGCAUUCUACUUGUUGUCCUUACCUAUAUCUACAGUUUAACUACAGCAGUGACUGUCACCUCUUGUGUUUUCUCAAUGUCUUACUGUUCUUCCAAUGUCAUCAAUCAUUUUUACUGUGACAAUGUCCCUUUGUUAGCAUUAUCCUGCUCUGACACCUACAUCCCAGAAAUGGCAGUCUUUAUUUUUUCAGGAACUAAUCUCUUCUUUUCCAUGAUCAUUGUAAUUGUGUCCUAUUUCUACAUCAUCUUGGCCAUCCUGAGGAUACGUUCAGCAGAAGGGAGAAAGAAAGCCUUCUCCACCUGUGCUUCCCACAUGAUGGCUGUCACUGUUUUCUAUGGGACACUCCUUUUCAUGUAUUUGCAGCCCCGCUCAAACCAUUCCUUAGACACUGAUAAAAUGGCCUCCGUCUUCUACACACUAGUGAUUCCCAUGCUGAAUCCUAUGAUCUAUAGCCUGAGGAACAAGGAUGUGAAGGAGGCUGCGAAGAGAGUCCUUACCAACCCUAGCCAAAUUUUUAAAAACAUAUAA
Molecule: messenger RNA, 948 nt
Organism: Phascolarctos cinereus (koala)
Lineage: Eukaryota; Metazoa; Chordata; Mammalia; Diprotodontia; Phascolarctidae
Product: olfactory receptor 8J2-like
Biological process (GO): G protein-coupled receptor signaling pathway
Cellular component (GO): membrane
Molecular function (GO): G protein-coupled receptor activity; olfactory receptor activity
Source: RefSeq, a predicted model, not a curated record